GAUAGAUUUAAUUUCAAACAAUAAGAAAGAAAUUUAGUCGCCCAUAAAAGGUAUCUCAAAGAGCCGGGUUUACCGGCUCUUAAAAUGAAUAAUCCAAUCGUGGAUCCGCCAUCAGUAACAGAUGGCGGAUCACAACCAUCGGAGCAAAUGUUUGGUUCACCAAUUCAAUUAAGUCCCCCCGAUAAAAUUAAUGAAAAUUCACACAACAAUGAUAAUAACAGAUAUUGUUGUAUGGAUUUACCCCCAUAUGUAGUAUAUGUGGAAUCCUUGGAUAAGAGUAUUGGAAACUUGCAUGAUAUGCAAGUAGGCAAAAAACUGUUUGAAAGCGGUUUAAGAGGAAUCUUGAGAGUGGACAAAAGAGGGAGAAACAGGAUUGAGGCUGAGUUUAACAAUUAUAACAAUGCUAAUGAAUUUUUAUCAUGUUUUUUAGUCAAAAAAGAAAACUGGAGGGCAUUCAUCCCCUCACACAGAGUAACAUGCAAAGGAAUUAUUCGGGGUGUCGAUACCUCAUUAUCAGAAGAAACAAUUUUAAAAUUAAUAAAAACGGAAAAUAGACGUGAAGUUUUACAUAUCAGAAGAUUAAAAAGAAAAACAACCAAUGAACAAGGAGAAAUAAUAUUUGUAACAACAGGAACUAUUGUCGCUACGUUUGCAGGUACUACAUUACCUAGACACGUAUCAAUUUGGUAUAGCCAUCGUAUUCCGGAAGUGUACAUUUCCCCUGUCAUACAAUGUUUUAAUUGUUUAAGAUAUGGACAUACAAAAACGUUGUGCAAGUCGCAGAAGAGAUGUUCUAGGUGUUCUGAUCAUCACGAUUUACAUAUGUGUCAAAGCGACAUCAUAAAAUGUAUUCAUUGUGGACAACCACACCUUUCUACUGAGGCUGGUACUCCGUUAGCAAACAGAGUGUGCCCAGAAUACUUACGCCAAAAGAAAAUAAAAGAAAUUAUGGCCACUCAUAAUUACUCGGCUUAUGAAGCUAAUCUACUAAUAAAGAACCCUGAACAAGUGCAGCUAGAGAAAAACAUUAGAAAUAUAUACCACACUGAUUUUCCUCCUCUAAAGAAAGAUGACGUUAUACAGAGGACAAUCAAUUUUGCUGCUAGCACAGCGCCUCGAAGACAAGUGGUGGACUACUCUGAUAUAGUCAAAAAACAAACACAACAAAAAAUCACUGGAACUACUCCAAAAAACUCAACAAUGACCUCACCAACGAUGGGAUAUAAAAGUCAAGAGAGCUCUAAACGAAAGUUUCCUGCCUCCCCAGAAGAAAAAACUCACAACAAAAUAAAAAAUCCACACAAAAAGCCACCUGGUAAUAUGUCUACACGAGGUGUAGCAUUUACAAAAGAAAUCAGAACUCCACUUACCUUUACAAAAGAAUCUCAAGACCCAAUAUCAGAGUCAGAAGGUGAAGAAACAUUUACAAAUUUAAAUAAUUUAGUAAUGCAAGACAGAAGAAGACAAAGAGUAUUUCUAGAAGAAGAAAUUCCUAUCGAUGAGGACAUUACUUUGGAAUUCGAGGGGUCUUGCCAAGAAUAAAGGAAUAAUACCUAACAUUCCUGUCCGAGGGGCAUCCUAAAGACCUAUGUGAAAUGAGUCUCAGCCCUCAGACUCGAGAAGAGUUUAUGUUGACUGGGAGGUAAUAAGGACAAGUAUCCAAAUCCCAUUGCCAAGCCUUAUCAUUGUGAAGA
Molecule: messenger RNA, 1694 nt
Organism: Onthophagus taurus
Lineage: Eukaryota; Metazoa; Arthropoda; Insecta; Coleoptera; Scarabaeidae
Source: RefSeq, a predicted model, not a curated record